AUGGAUGCAUUCGACCCCCGACACGUUCGCAACCCACGAGUAUUAUCGGUCAUAGACGUUGCUUGUCACAACGAAGACCUUCUGUCCGUGUUGCACGCGUACUUCAAUAUAAAGCAGUCCAUGGCCGUGACUAUUGAGCUAUAUUCUGUCAGCAACAUUGAAAACGCCCUCACGAGUGCUAUGGAGCGCGUCGGCGUUCAGCGUACAGCUGGCACAUCGCUUGAUAUUCGAUACGAGACCGAGUCCGUCUCGCGGCACGGAAUACGCACUGGGGAAUACUACUUCUCGUUGCGGAUCUUAUUCCCGGGCAACUUUACCGUCAUACUCCGCAUGGGCGAUCAACGAAUGAACUGGCGCUGGCAAGAUUUCGUUGAACAUUUCCCGUGCGAUCAGAUUACCCACUUGUCCAUCACGAACGAGAGCGGCUACAACAGCCCGCCCAUUCCCCUCCGUCCUCAUCGCCUAGUAGCCGCGCUAGAAGGACUUCGGUCGCUCACGGUCUCGGACCGGCAUCAUAUCCACUUGCUGAACGACGUGCCGCUCGUUGCACCCAUUACCGUUGUCACUGUUGAUCUCCCUGGUGGAACGGUAAUCGGAGACCUUGUGGCUAUAUGGCAUUGGUUACGCUAUCGAUCAGCAGACCCUGCAUCCACGACGCUAAAGCUGACCGGUACCUUCCAUGGACACGGGAUGUACUCCAUAUACGAGCAAUACCAUUACAUGGAAGCGCCCACCAUCGCCGCAUUGCAAAUGCAUGCCGCCGUGAUUGACACCCGCGUCCCAAACAUAGCCACUACUCACCUCGCCAGUCACAUUUGA
Messenger RNA from Peniophora sp. CBMAI 1063, 819 nucleotides. The record is from the annotation of a GenBank genome assembly. Lineage: Eukaryota; Fungi; Basidiomycota; Agaricomycetes; Russulales; Peniophoraceae.